AACAACAUAUUUAUUAAAUUUAAAAAAGAUUCACCGUCUUUGAGUAGUCAACUUGGGGUUGAAGGAGGUGUUGAGUUGAGAAUCGGAGAAGGGAAAUGGAAGAACUGAACAAGAAUCAGUCUCAUUCUCCUUUCACUCAACCAAUCCGUUGCAUAGUCAAACUCGGAGGAGCUGCGAUCACUUGCAAAAAUGAAUUGGAGAUGGUCAAUGAGGAGAUUCUUCAGAAGGUUUCGGAACAGCUGAGGCAAGCAAUGAUUGCAUCUUCUGAGAAGCCUCCUGGGAUGGAUUGGAGCAAGAGACAUGGAGGUUCAGAAAUUUGUUGUAACCCUGAAGAAUUUGGAGAUCAUUCUGCUACUGAAUGUAGCCGUUUCAUUGUUGUUCAUGGAGCAGGUUCUUUUGGGCAUUUCCAAGCUAGCAAAUCUGGUGUACACAAGGGGCAACUGAAUAAACCUCUUGUCAAAGGUGGUUUUGUUGCUACCCGAAUUUCUGUAACCACUCUCAAUCUUGAAAUUGUUAGAGCACUAGCCAGAGAGGGCAUCCCUUCAAUUGGAAUGUCACCUUUUUCAUGUGGAUGGAUCACCAGUGAGAGACAUAUAUCUUCAGCUGAUUUAUCUUCGGUGGCUAAGGCAAUAGAUUCUGGUUUUACACCUGUUCUGCAUGGAGAUGCAGUGCUUGAUGAGAUUCAGGAAUGCACUAUUUUGAGUGGAGAUGUUAUCAUAAGUCAUCUGGCAGCGUACUCAAAACCUGAAUAUGUUGUUUUUCUGCAUUGCUCAAAGACAGAUGUAUAUGGGGUAUAUGAUCGCCCUCCAACGGAACCUGAUGCAGUACUCUUAAAGGAGAUUGCUGUUGCUGAAGAUGGAAGCUGGUCAGUUGUAAAACCGAAGUUGCAGAACUCAAUUGAACUAACUGUUGCUGCCCAUGAUACAACUGGUGGGAUGAAAACAAAGAUAUCAGAAGCUGCAAUGAUAGCAAAACUUGGAAUUGAUGUCUACAUUGUCAAGGCAGCAACAAGCCACUCAUUAAGGGCCUUAAAUGGAGAUCUGAGAAGCAGCAUCCCUGACGACUGGCUCGGCACAGUUGUUCGGUCUGCGAGAUAAAUCUUCCAUUAAAAUAUUUUCCAUAGCUCCCAAUCAUCAACAUGAAGUAGUAAUCCUUGCCUCUUUGGGCCACUUCAUGAAUGUGAGUCAGUUGCAUUAACAACAAUUACAGUCCAGAAGCAACUCGCAAUUCUCGUGUUAAAUUGCAGUGAUGUUCUACAUAAAAUAAAGAUUGAUAGCUAAAUGCCACAUUUUCCGUUUUAUCCACCUUGAUGUACAAUUAUAAACAUUAGUCUUAUCUCAUUAAGUGAGGUUGAUUACAUAGAUCACAUGAUAGCAGUGAGUUCAGUUCAUAACCAAAUUUUCAGGAAUGUACAAUUGUUUUGUCAAACAUUUUGGCUAGUUCUUUUUGGUUAUCUAAGUUAUGUUUGGCUACUUAAAUAAUUUCUUAGUUACUUUCAUAAGUUGCAAGCUUGUUUUGUUA
Messenger RNA from Cajanus cajan (pigeon pea), 1521 nucleotides. RefSeq names its product Amino acid kinase family protein. Lineage: Eukaryota; Viridiplantae; Streptophyta; Magnoliopsida; Fabales; Fabaceae. Gene Ontology annotation, molecular function: isopentenyl phosphate kinase activity; kinase activity. Gene Ontology annotation, cellular component: cytosol. Gene Ontology annotation, biological process: terpenoid biosynthetic process. The record is from RefSeq and is a predicted model, not a curated record.